Homarus americanus (American lobster) is the source of this 5998-nucleotide messenger RNA. Its product is annotated as nascent polypeptide-associated complex subunit alpha, muscle-specific form-like. NCBI's taxonomy places the organism in Eukaryota, Metazoa, Arthropoda, Malacostraca, Decapoda, Nephropidae. The transcript has 3 exons. The coding region runs from base 1 to 4065 and encodes 1354 amino acids. The record is from RefSeq and is a predicted model, not a curated record.
AUGGCGCCCAGCAUCCCCCGUCUGGUGGUACUAUUGGCGGCCGCAUCCUUGAGUGGUGCCGCGCCAAGGAUCUUCUUCGUCCCUGGAAAUUUCAUUUACGAUACUGGGCAGGCCACUGUUCCUGAGACCAAAGGCAAGGCAGACACAGCCGGGUCGGUCUCGCAAGGACCAUCUGUAGGAGCAAAACAAUAUGUCCUGCAAACUACAUCCGGGUCAGAGUCUGAUGACUCUAGCGAAGAUGACCGUAAUGUCUCUUCUCGGAGAGCCAUCGUGUCAGCUGACCCAGCACCUGCCUCACGCGUUUUAUCUGUACCUUCCAAGGGACCUCCUUCGCUGACUUACCUAGCGCCGGCCUCUGGGGCGCCUACAGUGGCUAAACCAGCACCAGCUUCUGUGUUUCCCUUACCAGCACCCACCCCUGGGGCCUCCUUAGCAGCACUAUCCCCUGGAUCACCUUUAGCGACUAAAGUAGCACCAACUCCUGUGGCUCCCUUAGCGGCUAAACCAGCAUCUGACCCUAUGGCUCCCUUACCAGCACCAGCCCCUGUGGCUCCAUUACCAACGCCAACCUCUGGGGCCCCCUUAGUGGCUAAACCAGCACCUGCCCCUGUGGCUCCAUUACCAACGCCAGCCCCUGGGGCUCCCUUAGCGGCAAAACCAGCACCUGCCCCUGUGGCUCCAUUACCGACGCCAGCCAAUGGGGCUCCUUUAACAACACCUGUGGCUCCAUUACCAACGCCAACCCCUGGGGCCCUCUUAGCGGCUAAACCAGCACCUGCCCCUGUGGCUCCAUUACCAACGCCAGCCCCUGGGGCUCCCUUAGCGGCAAAACCAGCACCUGCCCCCGUGGCUCCAUUGCCAACGCCAGCCCCUGGGGCUCCCUUAGUGGCUAAACCAGCACCUGCCCCCGUGGCUCCAUUAUCAACGCCAGCCCCUGGGGCUCCCUUCGUGGUUAAACCAGCACCUGCCCCUGUGGCUCCAUUACCAUCGCCAGUUCCACGGGCUCCCUUAGCGGUUAAACCAGCACCUGCCCCUGUGGCUCCCUUACUAACGCCAACCUCUAAGGCUCCCUUGGCGGCUAAACCAGCACCUGCCUCUGUGGCUCCAUUACCAUCGCCAGUUCCACGGGCUGCUUUAGCGGUUAAACCAGCACCUGCCCCUGGGUCCCCCUUACCAACAUCUGCCUCUGGGGCCCCAUUAGCCGCUAAACCGGGAUCAAAAUUUGGAGUGCCCCUUCCAGCAGUCAUCCCUGGGGCUGCAGCCUCCUUGGCUCUAUUAAAGAAUGACCCAAAAGAAGAUUUUGACUCAUCUCAGGAAAAAGAAAGAACAGUUUUCCCUAGGAAACCCUUGAAGGGUGACCUAAGUGUUCCUGGUAGUGGAAUUCCCUUAAAGAACCAUUUAUUAUCUUCAUCUGAGGUCCAGGUGAACACUGUCCCAGAACCCACCAGAGCUGAGACAACACCAGCGGAGGUCACCUUGUUAGUUAACUCGGAGUCCAGAGUUAAGGUCCCUCUACCUGCUGAUUCCCGACCAUUGGUCACUUCUCUGGAAUUUGACUUAAGAAAGACUCCUGAUGACUCCUCAGAAGAUGAUUCACCACCCUCCAGAAAAAUUCCCCUAGUGGUUGACAAUGGAGCCUCCACUAGGUUCCCCUUACUAGCACAUGCCCCUCAGGCUCCCCUAGCAGCACCUGUCCCUGGUGUUCCCUUACCAGAACAUGUCCCUGAGGCUCCCCUAGCAAAACCUGUUCCUGGUGUUCCCUUACCAGCACAUGUCCCUGAGGCUCCCUUAACAGCACCUAUCCCCGGUGUUCCCUUACCAGCACCUGUUCCAGAGGCUCCCUUAGCAGCACCUGCCCCUGGUGUUCCCAUACCAGCACCUGCACCUGAGGCUCCCUUAGCAGCACCUGCCCCUGGUGUUCCCAUACCAGCACCUGCGCCUGAGGGUCCCUUAGCAGCACCUGUCCCCGGUGUUCCCUUACCAGCACCUGUCCAUGAGGCUCCCUUAGCAGCACCUACUCCUGGUGUUCCCAUACCAGCACCUGCACCCGAGGCUCCCUUAGCAGCACCUGCCCCUGGUGUUCCCAUACCAGCAGCACCUGCGCCUGAUGCUCCCCUUACCAACACCUGCCCCCUGGUGUUCCCAUACCAGCACCUGCACCUGAGGCUCCCCUUAGCAGCACCUGCGCCUGGUGUUCCCAUACCUCGUGCCAGCCUGCACCUGAGGCUCUUAGCAGCACCAGCGCCUGAUGCUCCCUUACUCACACCUGCCUCUGGUGCUUCCCUUUUUACCAGCACUGCACCUGAGGCUCCCCUGGCACAUCCUGCCCCUGGUGUUCCCAUACCAGCACCUGUCCCUGAGGCUCCCUUAGCAGCACCUGCGCCUGAUGCUCCCUUACCAACACCUGUCCCUGGUGUUUCCUUACCAGAACCUGCACCUGAGGCUCCCUUAGCAGCACCUGCCCCCGAAGCUCCCUUAGCAGCACUUGUCCCUCAGGCUGCCUUAGCAGCACCUGCCCCUGAUGUUUCCUUAGCAGCACCUACACCUGAGGCUCCCUUAGCAGUACCUGCCCCUGGUGUUCCCAUACCAGCACCUGAUCCUGAGGCUCCCUUAGCAGCACCUGCCCCUGGUGUUCUCAUACCAGCAUCUGCACCUGAGGCUCCCUUAGCAGCACCUGUCCCUGGUGUUCCCAUACCAGCACCUAUCCCUGAGGCUCCCUUAGCAGCACCUGCACCUGAGGCUCCCUUAGCAGCACCUGUCCCUGGUGUUCCCAUACCAGCACCUAUCCCUGAGGCUCCCUUAGCAGCACCUGCACCUGAGGCUCCCUUAGCAGCACCUGCCCCCAGUGUUACCUUAGCAGCACCUGCCCCUGAAACUCCCUUAACAGCACCUGUCCCUGAGGCUCCCUUAACAGCACCGGCGCCUGAGGCUCCCUUAGCAGCAUCUGCCUCUGAGGCUCCCUUAGCAGCACCUAUCCCUGAGGCUACCUUAGCAGCACCUGUCCCUGAGGCUCCCUUAGCACCACCUGUCCCUGAGGUUCCUUUAACAGCAUCUGUCCCCGGUGUUCCCUUAGCAGCAUCUGCCCCUGAGGCUCCCUUAGCAGCACCUCACCCUGAGGCUCCCUUAGCAGGUGAUCGCGUAGCAGCUCUUGUGACUAUUUUACGGGACGACCUAGACCAAGAUACGUCCCAAGAACUUGAUACUGUGACCUCUUUUGGUGCCCCCUUACCCGCUGGCCCAGCUCCCGCACCUGCGGCUCUCUUGUUAGCUAAACCAGCUCCCUCUCCUGCGGCUUCCUUGUCAGCUAACCCAGCUCCAGCACCUGCGGCUCCUUUGUUAGCUAAGCCAGCUCCCGCACCUGCGGUUCCCUUGUUAGCUAAACCAGCUCCUGCUCCUGCGGCUCCCUUGUUAUCUAACCUAGCUCCCACACUUGCGGCUCCCUUGUUAGCUAAACCAGCUCCCGCACCUGCGGUUCCCUUACCAGUUAAUACAGUUCCCGCACCCACGGCUCCUUUACCAGUUAACCCAUCUCCCGCACUUGCGGCUCCCUUUUCAGGUAAUCCAGCUCCCGCACCUGCAAGUCCCUUACCAGCCCCUCCACCUGCGGCUCCCUUAGCUGCACCUGCUCUUGCAGCCCCAUUACCAGCUCCCGCACCUGUGGCCCCCUUAGCAGCUGACCCAGCUCCCGCACCUGCGGCCCCCUUAGCAGCUAACCCAGCUCCCGCACCUGCGGCUCCUUUAGUAGUUCCUGUUCCAGCAGCCCCCAUAGCCGCUGCACCAGUACUUGCCUCUGGCGAUUCCUCUGGGGUAGAUGUAAGAACUACUGCUGAACUUCCAUUAGAAACUGCUAUGGACGGUAUCUUGCAGGGUCCUGUGGAGCUGUUCCCUGCAUCAAGUAUAGAGAGGACAGGCACCCUACUAGCACCUCCAUCUACCACUGAGAGCAUGGCCAGCCCACCAGCUGGUAACGACGACGACGACGACCGCGAUGUGACCCCCUCCAACCUCCUUGCUGGCGGACUCUUCGGCUAUGACCAAGACUACCAGAACCAAUUCUUACCGUAAUCCUGAGGGAGUUGGUGUGCUGGAGGACCCAGAACACGACCUUGUGGGACAUAACAUAUUUAUAACUUCCAUUGAUACUAUUGGUUGUGGACUGCGACUGUCAAUGUAUCAUUUUAAAUUAUUUUGUCAGUAUUUAAGCAGUUGUAGAGAAGGAGACGCUAAGAUGAACACUUCCUCGUGAUCUAAUGUGGCUCUUUAUGAUACUACAUAAAUGCAAAUCAGUUGAGAGAGAAAGAUGAGGUUUUUAAGAACAUGAGCCAUUAAUUUCCUUAUUACUGCACUUAGCAAAACUGUCAUAUUAGUAAUAAAUUUAAUCUUGCAAAUUUAUUCAAUAUAUUCGAUUAAAUAAAUUCGGGACAGUUUGGAUCCUUCUUAUGGAGAAUUGAAGACUGUGUAUGACGAAAAUAUUAUUGCAAUUUGUAAAAUAGGCAUUGCAUUAUGUCACAUUUAUAUAGAAGAUCCCUGUUACAAGAUGCCUGAGGCUCAGUACUAGUGACUCUCGUUAUGUUGUAUAUCGUACUGUGGAUAACUAUAGAAUAUAAAAAUAUCCCGACGACGAAAAAGAAUAAAAUAUAAAUUAUAACAUCUUGAGUACGAUGACUUAACCUUUUAAUUUUAAUGAUUUAUGAUUUUGAGUACAAUAAUCAAACACCUAAAAGUAAUGACUUAAAUCUUUCAGUUCAUUUUUGAGUACGGUGUUUGGACCCUUCGAGUACAAUAACACUCUCUGAAAUAAAAUCACUUAAUCGUUUGAGUACACUAACUUACUGUAAUCCCUUGAGUACGAUAUAUUAACCCUUUGAAUAAAACUACCCAUUCCCCUAAGUAAGAUGCCAUUUUACUCUGGGGAUUAAGUCAUCGUACUCGAGAGAUUAAGUCAUCGUGUUCAAAGAGUUAAGUCAUCGUAUAUAAGGGAUUAAUAAAGAUUUCGGAGUCUUUAUCAUACUGUAAAGAAUUAUUAUUAUUAUUAUUAUUAUUAUUAUUAUUAUUAUUAUUAGCGGGAUUUUUCACAAGAACGAUAGUUUAAAGAAUAUAUGAUACACAAAAAUCAAUUACUGCAAAAAAGAGGCUUGAAAGAAUAAUAAUCUCGAUAUUAACGCCAUUCAAAAGACUUAAGAAAAAUCACAAAAUACCAGAUAUUAUCGUGAUAAAGGAGGAAAGUAAGAUUCUUAAAAUCCCUCAAGAAAAUAGAAAAUAACAAAAGUAUCCCCAGUAAUACAAAGAUAAUUAAGCCUUUGGGAACAUGACGCAUCAGAUUAACAAGCAAAAAUAUGGCAUUGUAUUUUCUUCAUACAAUGAUCAAGAGCGCGGGAAACUGCUUGAAAUAUCAAUACUGUGUUAUAAACGAGGCAGCGCAGUGUAGGAAACCAACCAAAUUCUGUUAAAUCGUCUCGAUUAUCCAAAUACUCUGACCAAUGAGUGACCUUGGGACUGACAACUCUUCAGACAAUGCACGACAGGGAGGAUCUCACAGAGAAAUUCGAGAAAUCUUGAAAGGGAUGGAAAAAGUAAACACAAAUUAAUUUCGCUAAGAUGCGAAGCGCUACUAACACAAGAGGACGCCAAGUUGUCACGAAGAACGAAUAGGAGGAAGUACUGUUGUUUCUUCACGCCGUGGGUGAGACUUGUGCACCAGAGUAUACCAGCAGAUACAGCAGAAGCGAGAAGAGUACUGGGCUUCAAAACAUCCCUGGAGAAGACUAACAAGAACACUGGAUACUACACAGGCUAUCAGUCUUCCUUUCCAGUCAUGACCACCUCUAUCUGUGAUGGCUGUUGGGUAAAUCAGACUAUUAUAAGCUCAAGUCCCGGCGAGGAACAGCCUAACAUUCCUGGAUCACCGAGGUAAAAAUUCCGAUUAAUAAAUAGUUUAUACAACCCACAAUAUUUCUUUCAUAGGCAGACUCUUAGAAUUAAAUUUCACAAUCCAUAA